AUGGUAUUAAAAAGAUUACUUGUUAUUUUGGUAUUAGCUGGAAUAGCUCUAACUCAAAGUGAUGAUAAAGCUAAGGAUAAUGAGCAGCAUAAGAAUGAUUUUAUUUCAUUUGAUCAUAAUUAAGAUGGUAAUGUAGAUGCAGCCGAAGUUAGGACAGUUUUUCCCCAAAUAUCCUAGGAGGAGUUGAGUGCAUUCUUCAUUGCAACUGAUAAAAAUGAGAAUGGUUUGAUUGAUUAUGAUGAAUAUCUUCAUGCUUCCCUAGAACACGCAGAUGGAAACUUAAACUUAGAUGAUCUUCAAAUUUCUUGA
Messenger RNA from Stylonychia lemnae, 309 nucleotides. Lineage: Eukaryota; Ciliophora; Spirotrichea; Sporadotrichida; Oxytrichidae. The record is from the annotation of a GenBank genome assembly.